Aaosphaeria arxii CBS 175.79 is the source of this 1348-nucleotide messenger RNA. Its product is annotated as queuine tRNA-ribosyltransferase. The transcript has 8 exons. The record is from RefSeq and is a predicted model, not a curated record. NCBI's taxonomy places the organism in Eukaryota, Fungi, Ascomycota, Dothideomycetes, Pleosporales. Gene Ontology annotation, molecular function: tRNA-guanosine(34) queuine transglycosylase activity. Gene Ontology annotation, cellular component: cytosol. Bases 31 to 1254 code for a protein of 407 amino acids.
CACUCAUUCCCCUCCAUAUCUUCCCUUGUCAUGGCUCCAGUGCCGAUGCCCUCAGCUCUGAGCUUCGAGCUUUUGGGCAAAUGCUCAGUCACAAAAGCCCGCGCCGCAAAUCUCCAGCUUCCCCAUGGGCCUGUACCCCUCCCAAUUUUUAUGCCUGUCGCGACACAGGCCUCGCUCAAAGGUCUUACCCCGGAACAACUUGAGGAGACUAGCUGUCGUCUCUGUCUGAACAAUACCUACCACUUGGGCCUUAAGCCAGGACAGGCGACAUUAGAUGCGAUAGGCGGAGCGCACAAGUUCCAAUCAUGGCCACACAAUAUCCUCACAGAUAGUGGUGGCUUCCAGAUGGUGUCACUCUUAAAACUCGCGAAGGUCACAGAAGAAGGAGUGCGGUUUUUGAGUCCGCAUGAUGGAUCGCCUAUGCUUCUGACGCCCGAACAUUCCAUAUCUUUGCAGAAUUCGAUCGGCUCGGACAUAAUAAUGCAGCUAGACGAUGUUAUCGCGACGACUUCCCCCGAUCUGGCGCGAAUGACGGAAGCGAUGGAACGCUCAAUACGAUGGCUAGAUCGGUGCAUUAAAGCCCACAAGUACCCAGAGAGGCAGAAUCUAUUCUGCAUUAUUCAGGGAGGAUUGGACCUCGAUCUGCGACGGCAAUGCACGGCUGAGAUGGUCGCGCGGGAUACACCAGGUAUUGCCAUUGGAGGGCUGUCCGGAGGUGAGGAGAAGACAUCGUACUGUAAGGUCGUGGAUACUUGUACAGGACUGCUGCCGGAGAACAAGCCUCGUUACGUUAUGGGCGUCGGAUACCCUGAGGACUUGGUCGUCUCCGUCGCGCUUGGUGCCGACAUGUUCGACUGUGUAUGGCCGACCAGAACAGCACGUUUCGGCAACGCCAUCACCGCCCGCGGCGUCCUCAACCUCCGCAACGCAGUUUACGCAGAGGACUUUGGGCCUAUCGAAGAUGGCUGCCAAUGCACAUGCUGUCGCUCCCAGGAAGCUGGGGGUCUGGGAAUAACCCGCGCCUACAUCUACCACGUCACCGCUAAAGAGACCGCCGGAGCCCAUCUGCUCACCAUGCAUAACGUCCAUUACCAACUGAACCUGAUGAAGAGGGCCAGAGAGGCCAUCUUGGAGGAUAGGUACCCGGCGUUCUUAAAGGAGUUUUUCGCGACGUUGCACGGGGAUAAGAAGAAGUAUCCCGAAUGGGCGGUCACAGCACUUAAGGGUGUUGGUGUUGAUCUCAUGGUUGAUUGAUGGGAAGGGGGUAUGUUAGAAGCAUGAUGAAACAAUGCAAUCCUGUUCUGGGAUUAGAGAAUAAUUAGAUCCUUAGAAAGUAAACCAUUCGAAG